Terrapene triunguis (Three-toed box turtle) is the source of this 1267-nucleotide messenger RNA. RefSeq names its product tubulin polymerization promoting protein family member 3 (gene TPPP3). The transcript has 4 exons. Gene Ontology annotation, cellular component: microtubule. Lineage: Eukaryota; Metazoa; Chordata; Testudines; Emydidae. Gene Ontology annotation, biological process: positive regulation of protein polymerization; microtubule polymerization; microtubule bundle formation. The coding region runs from base 178 to 708 and encodes 176 amino acids. Gene Ontology annotation, molecular function: tubulin binding. The record is from RefSeq and is a predicted model, not a curated record.
AGAACAGGACUGCUCCGCGCCCUGGCUGUUUAGCAGGCUGUCUCUAUGGCUACCGGAAUAAACAGCAGAUAAUAGCGCAGCAGCCUCCAAGCAGCACUGCAGUCUGCAGACCAGGAGGGAGCAGGGCUUCUCCGGGUAGCCUGCCACAGCUCAGCAGAGGCACUUCGGGCGGUCAGCAUGGCUGGAAGCACUGACGUGGCAGCGCUGGAAGAGAGCUUCCGGAAGUUUGCAAUCUAUGGAGACACCAAAGCUACAGGGCAAGAAAUGACUGGGAAAAACUGGGCCAAACUGUGCAAGGAGUGUAAAGUAAUGGACGGCAAAGGGGUCACCGGCACAGACGUGGACAUCGUCUUCUCCAAAGUGAAAGGGAAGACAGCCAGAGUCAUUGGUUACGAGGAAUUCAAAAAGGCCCUAGAGGAGCUGGCCCCAAAGAGGUUUAAAGGCAAGAGCAAGGAGGAAGCAUACGAAUCCAUCUGCCAGCUGGUGGCAGGGAAGGAACCGACCAACGUAGGCGUCACUAAAGCCACAACUGGCGGGGCGGUGGACAGGCUGACGGACACCACCAAGUACACGGGCUCGCACAAGGAGCGCUUCGAUGAGAGUGGCAAGGGCAAAGGGAAGAGCGGGCGGGAGAACAUCGUAGACACCAGCGGCUAUGUGGGGGCCUACAAGAAUGCCGGCACCUACGACGCAAAAGUGAAGAAAUAGGGACAACUGGAAGUGCCACUGACCCUCCCAGGUCCAGGCACCCCACAGCCUCUGGGCCUUCAAUCACAUCAGCCUUGGGAACUGGCCUUAAUGGCACAGGCCUCCUGAGACUAGCUCCUAGCCACGGAGCCAAGGCUGAUAGGCCUCUUGUCACCAAGGGCUGAUGUGAUUAGAAACUGACCUGGCCUUGCACUUUGCUCCCAACAUUACAUCAGCUCCAGAUGUAUUGUGAGCCGUGUCCCUCCUGCUAGCGCUAACGAAACUUUCUCCCCCGUGCGCCCUCAGGGCACCACGCCCCUCCUGCUAGCACUAACGAAACCUUCUCCCCCGUGCGCCCCCAGGGCACCACGCCCCUCCUGCUAGUGUCAACCAGACCUUCUCCCCGUGCGCUCUUAGGGCACCAUGCCCCUCCUACUAGCACUAACGAGACCUUCUCCCCCGUGCGCCCCCAGGGCACCACGCUCCUCCUGCUAGCACUAAUCCUAUCCUAUCUCAUAGAACUGGAAGGGACCUUGAAAGGUCAUCAAGUCCCGCCCUCUGCCUUCACUAGCAGGACUAA